Messenger RNA from Pelobates cultripes (western spadefoot toad), 360 nucleotides. The record is from the annotation of a GenBank genome assembly. NCBI's taxonomy places the organism in Eukaryota, Metazoa, Chordata, Amphibia, Anura, Pelobatidae.
AUGGCAGCCCCAAUUCCGACCAAGCCUUCGCCUUUGCUUGGUGCACCAAAUCCUUAUAGAGGAGAAGAAAAACAUAUGGGUGCUAUGUUUACAAGAGUUGCACCUAGCCAAAGGGAAACUUACCAUAUUCUAGAUAAGCAAUCUCAGAUAGCGUUUAAUUCUCUUAGCUACAGAAACAGAGAUACUUCUGUUUUCUUGCACACAUCUUCACAAUUCACCAUGCAAGAUGUUAAGCGGGGCAGUGUGUCCAUGCUGUUGGGAUCACUUCAGGAUUCUGUUACAUUCAUCAAUGUAUACUUACCUGCACAUAACCAACUGUCAACUUUAGAAGAAGCCGCAAAGAAAACUAACGAUAUGUAA